AUGGCCUGGGACUCCCUGUGCAGCGGGGACUUACUGCGCCCCAAGAUCAGAAGUGCCUCAAGCCGGACACCUGGCAGCCAGGGCAGAGCCCGAACACCCUCCCUGGAGGAGCUGCGGCGCCUGCUCUGGACACGCGCGCACCCCACGGGGCACGUGGAUGAAGUCUGGCCAAACCUUUACGUGGGAGACCUGUACGUCGCUCGUGACAAAGCGCAGCUGAGUCGAAUGGGCAUCUCCCAUGUUGUGAAUGCUGCUGCUGGGCGAUUUCACAUCAACACUGGACCCAAGUUCUACAAAGAGCUGCCUGUGGAUUACUAUGGAGUAGAAGCAGAGGACAACCCAAACUUUGAUCUCAGCAUUUACUUCUACCCAGUUGCUCAAUACAUAAGAGCAGCACUGAAUUCCCCAAGAGGCAAAGUACUAGUUCACUGUGCAAUGGGAAUCAGUCGAUCUGCAACUCUUGUCCUCGCUUUCUUAAUGAUCUGUGAAGAUAUGUCCCUCGCUGAUGCAAUUCAGACUGUGCGCUCACACAGAGGGAUCUGCCCCAACUCCGGCUUUCUCAAGCAGCUUCGGGAGCUGGACCUCCAGUUAGGAAGGGGGAAAGGCAGAGGAGCAGAGGCCUGCUAG
Messenger RNA from Haliaeetus leucocephalus (bald eagle), 627 nucleotides. It is a transcript of the gene DUSP13B, whose product is annotated as dual specificity phosphatase 13. Gene Ontology annotation, cellular component: cytoplasm. Gene Ontology annotation, molecular function: protein tyrosine/serine/threonine phosphatase activity; MAP kinase phosphatase activity. Bases 1 to 627 code for a protein of 208 amino acids. Gene Ontology annotation, biological process: negative regulation of MAPK cascade; protein dephosphorylation. Lineage: Eukaryota; Metazoa; Chordata; Aves; Accipitriformes; Accipitridae. The transcript has 3 exons. The record is from RefSeq and is a predicted model, not a curated record.